AUGAAGAUCCUCGACGACGAAGAGAGAAAUGCCCACUGGAACGCCGUGCUUCGUGAAGGAGCCAUUGGUACCGCCGUCGGGCUCGGUGUUUCUGCUGGCCUUGUUGCGUUCAUCAAGAGAAGACAGCCCCUCAGAUACAAGUCGUUCAACGCGUCGUUAAAAACCGCCUUGUGGGUGAUGCCUACCGUUACCAUUGGUGCUUUCUUUGCCGAUGAAGGUUCCGUCAACUUCGACAGACAGAUGCACCAGUCAGACUACCUCAACCAGCAGGAAGCUCAAAAAUUAGAGCAGUGGAACAAGUUGUCGCUUGCAGACAAGAUUUUCACCAGAGUGAACGAGAAUAAGUACAAGAUCAUCAUCAGUGCAUGGGCGCUCUCGCUUUGGGGCUCGUGGCACAUCGUCAACAAGGACAAGUACAUGACCACCACCCAGAAGGCUGUCCAGGCCAGAGUUUACGCCCAGGCCAUCACCGUGGUAUUGUUAUUGGGAACGGUUCUUUUGUCGAUGCACGAGCAGGAGUUAAAGAAGAAGCAGCCACCUCCAGUGCCAGAGUGGAAGAAGUUCUUGGACGAGCAAGAGAGCCACAAGAGAGAGCAACAGAGGCUUGCGCAGCAGCAACAGAAGCAGAAGGAGCACGAGUCUGCAAAGCCACUGGAGGGCCAGGCCGCCCACGAGAAGAAGACUUUCGAGAAGAAGUCCGAGGAGAAAAAGGAGCUUCUCAAGGAGACCGCCAAGGAGAGCUUGUGA
This is a messenger RNA of Candidozyma auris, 747 nucleotides long. RefSeq lists its product as uncharacterized. The transcript has a single exon. Lineage: Eukaryota; Fungi; Ascomycota; Pichiomycetes; Serinales; Metschnikowiaceae. Bases 1 to 747 code for a protein of 248 amino acids. Gene Ontology annotation, cellular component: mitochondrial inner membrane. Gene Ontology annotation, biological process: mitochondrial respiratory chain complex IV assembly. The record is from RefSeq and is a predicted model, not a curated record.